Messenger RNA from Tachysurus vachellii, 6650 nucleotides. RefSeq names its product TIAM Rac1 associated GEF 1a (gene tiam1a). NCBI's taxonomy places the organism in Eukaryota, Metazoa, Chordata, Actinopteri, Siluriformes, Bagridae. Gene Ontology annotation, biological process: activation of GTPase activity; small GTPase-mediated signal transduction; positive regulation of axonogenesis. The record is from RefSeq and is a predicted model, not a curated record. Gene Ontology annotation, molecular function: guanyl-nucleotide exchange factor activity; protein binding. Bases 502 to 5346 code for a protein of 1614 amino acids. Gene Ontology annotation, cellular component: synapse; plasma membrane; cytosol. The transcript is spliced from 28 exons.
AGAGAACAAGUGAGUGAGUGAGUUAGAGAGAGGGAAACACACACACACACACACCCUCCACACACCAGCUCUUACCGGAUAGACUACUCUACUCCUCACAUGGCUGUGUAACAACAGUAACACAGUGGAGAUAGAAAAAGAGAAAUAGCAGGAGGAAUGUCAGCUCAUGGUGGACUCUACUGCUUUACCUGUACAGCUGGGGAUCUAGACCUGCAGUUCUUUCUUUCAUAAAAGAGGAGAGUCUGAGACCAGAGGAGCUGCAUUUCUUGGACUUUUAGAGUAUGAGCACUGAGGGAGCAGGAAACUGUACAGUGUAAUCUCAGGUAAAGCCAGGACUGAAGAGAUGAACUGAUGAGUCGGACUUUGAACAGCCUGCGGUUAAACCCUAAACCUUCAAAAAGAAUAUAAAUCAGAGGCUCUUUGCAUGAUUAAAGAAGCUCGGAAAGACCAUGAGAUGUGUGAACAGUGACAUCCCUCUUUGAAGAUGUCAGAUGCUAAACCAUGGGAAAUAUAGAGAGCCAAAAUGGAGACCAGAGCUUAUACUUCGACGCUCAAAGCCAUCUAUCACGCAAACACAUGUCACACUCACUCCGGAUUUCCAAUAAGCAUUCACGCCACGCUUGCAACAUUUCAUCUGGUAAAGUUGAGCAUCAUGGUUCAGAAGCCAGCACCAGAUCAAGCAGCACUCCCAGCAUCCCUCAGUCGCUGAGUGAAAAUUGCCUGGAGCCCUUUAAUGAGACAGAUGCUCUGAGUGGACACGAGUGGGAGGAUCCGGUUGGCGUGAACCUGCGGCCCAUAUCUUUUCAUGACCAGCCUGGUGAACCAAGUACCGCACCAGGCUCAGAGGACGGAGGGGAAACAGUGGUGGGUGAUAUACAGGAUGAUGAUGGUCUCAAUGAGACAGAAAAGACAUAUCUACAGAAGGUGAAUGAUCCACCUGGUGAAGGUGGAAGCUUCAAGAACAAGAAGCGCUCCAAAUCAGCCGACAUGUGGCGUGAAGACUCACUUGAGUGCUCGCUGUCCGACCUUAGCCAGGAACAGUUAACUAGCACAGAGGAGAUCAUCCACACCACUGAGCCUGAAAAAAUAGUAAACAGCGAACAUAAGGGUCACUCUGGUGAGAGGACCAAUUCUUUAGAUGAUCUGUGCACAGAGAAGACAGCCACACACCGUGGCUCUAGGAAUCGCUAUAAGUACAGACGGGAUAGCACAAGGAUGGCAGCAGGGACGAUAAUCAAUAGCAUGCUGUCUCCAGAUGAGGAAGAAGGAAGUGGUUAUGGAGCAUACACUCUGCCCUGCAGACGCUCACACUGCCUUUCUGAAGGUCCUCCCAGCCAACAGCGGACACUGUGCUCCAGCAUGCAUGGAAGGCGUGCACAGACUUCACAUGACAUCACAGCAGGCGAGGGCAGUGAAUAUGGAGACAGUGGAAUCGAUGGUGUGACUGUUGAUGCCAAGCCCCAGUCACGUCGCUGCAAAGCCAUGUCGGCUUCUUUCUCCGUGUACUCUGCAGUCAGCGCCAGGAGCAGUAGUGGCAGCAGCAGUGGAGGAGGAGGGGAUCGGGAGCGACGGUUGGGUGAAGGCAACGGAGUAUAUGAGAACUUUCGACAGGAGCUUGAGUCAAGCUCACGGCUGACAUACGAAAGCCUGGAGGAGGCAGGGUCGGCUGUCAGUGAUGAGAGAAGCAGUGGCACAGCAAGUUCUGUCUUCCUGUCUGAGGCACUGUUUCUGGAGACAACACAUGGUACAGUACGCAAGGCAGGUGCUUUGGCUGUGAAGAACUUCUUGGUACAUAAGAAAAAUAAGAAGGUGGAGCCUGCAACAAAGCGCAAGUGGAAGCGUUACUGGGUAUCACUGAAAGGCUGCACCCUCUUCCUUUACGAGACCGAUGGACGAUCAGGAAUUGAUCACAACAGUAUCCCCAAGCAUGCAGUGUGGGCUGAGAACAGCAUCGUCCAGGCUGUUCCUGAACACCCCAAGAAGGACUUUGUUUUCUGCCUAAGUAACUCAUUAGGUGAUGCUUUUCUCUUCCAGACGUCAGGGCAGACAGAGCUGGAGAACUGGAUCACGGCCAUCCACUCAGCAUGUGCUACGGCAGUGGCCCGGCAGCACCACCGCGAGGACACCGUGCGUUUCCUGCGUGCUGAGAUAAAGAAGCUGGAGCAGAAGAUUGAUAUGGAUGAGAAGAUGAAGAAGAUGGGAGACAUGCAGCUUUCAGCUGUCACUGACAGUAAAAAGAGAAAGACUAUUCUGGAACAGAUCUUCCUUUGGGAGCAGAACCUCGAGCAGUUUCAUGUGGAUCUGUUUCGCUUUCGCUGUUAUUUAUCCAGCCUGCAGGGCGGCGAGCUUCCUAACCCCAAGCGCCUACUAGCUUUCGCCUCGCGCCCCACAAAGCUGGCCAUGGGCCGCCUGGGUAUUUUCUCCGUCUCUUCCUUCCAUGCCCUGGUUGCAGCACGGACAGAGAGCGGUGUUCGGAGGCGGACCAACGCCCUGUCCCGAUCUUCCAGUAAACGCAAAAGCCGAUUUUCCUCACUGUGGGGUCUGGACACUACCUCAAAGAAGAAAAGCAAAAGCAGACCCAGCAUUAGCCAGGUGUUUGUAGAUGGCGAGGACCCAGCGAAGAAAAGUCUGGAGGAAAUGUUUGGUGAUCCGACUAAGGAGAGCUUGGAUCAGACAGGGUCCAUGAGGAGCCUUCCUCAGCAUGCUGCAGACAGUGAUGUCUGGGUUACUGAAUACCUCACUCCAUCAUGGCUCAUUUUGCCCAAUGAUCAACCUGUUCUGGCAACUAUACAACCAGGAGAGACAACUCUGGAAGCCCUGGAGUCAGUGUGCAAGGCCCACAGUCUUGAUCGGCCCAAGCACUAUCUCCGGCUUAAGUUUCUAAUCGACAAUCAAGUGCAAUUCUAUGUCCCUAAGCCUGAAGAGGAACUCUGGGACCUGCUUUACAAAGAGAUUGAAAUUUGUACCAAAUCUACCAAAGUUAUCCAGUUUGACAGAAAUGAAUCCUGUGCAAUUGGUUAUGGGUUUUCUGUAGUUGUGGUGGAUGAGGAUGGAACACAGCAGCUACAUAUUACAAACGUGAAGGCAGGAUGCAUGGCUUUUACUAAAGGUCUGAGAGCUGGUGAUGAGAUCCUGAAACUGAACGAUAAAGAGGCGAGUGCGUUGGAGCUGUCAGACCUGAAUGCUGCAUUUGCUCAACCUUCUCUAACUCUCACCGUCAGUGCUGUGCCCUCAUCUGAGCCAUGUCAACGAUAUCCACAGCUUCCUCGUCGCUCAGAGGCACAACACGACCAUUACACAGACAUCUUCUCGCAGAGCCAAGAGGACAUCCUGGAUGAGGCCUCUGGACUUGUGCUUGAAAGCCCAGACACUGCAGAAGUAGAAGAACGUGUCACUUUACCUGUGGAUGAUGCGGUGGAUGGCUCAGUGGCUGAGCUGGAUACGGACUCUGAACACAAGAGUACAGAGCAAAUGACUGCAUUCUGCCGCAGUUUUCAUGACAUGAAUCCUGCCAAGUCUGUUGCAUCCUCUUCCUCAUCCGCCUCCUCCUCAUGUGUACCUAGCCCUAUUUCUCCAGUGCCUGUACCCUCCACCCAGCGGCAGCUCUCUGAUGCUGACAAGCUGCGCAAGGUUAUAAGUGAGCUAGUGGAUACAGAGCGCACCUAUGUGAAGGACCUACAUUUUCUGAUAGAGAGAUACUUGACUCCUCUGCAGAAGGAACAUUUCCUGUCACAGGAUGAGCUCGAUGUGCUUUUUGGGAACUUGCCAGAGAUGGUUGAGUUUCAAGUGGAGUUCCUUAAGACUCUGGAAGAUGGAACAAGAUUGGUUCCAGAUUUAAACAAGCUUGAGAAAGUGGAUCAGUUCAAGAAAGUGUUGUUCUCUCUUGGUGGCUCGUUCCUCUACUAUGCCGACCGCUUCAAAAUUUACAGUGCUUUUUGUGCCAGCCAUACAAAAGUUCCUAAAGUCCUCACUAAAGCUAAAACAGACCCAGAGUUUAAAGCAUUCCUUGCCAAGAGGAACCCAAGACAGCAACACUCAUCCACUCUGGAGUCCUACCUGAUCAAGCCAAUCCAGAGGGUACUGAAAUACCCAUUGCUGCUCCGAGAGCUCUACUGUCUUACUGACCCUGAUAGUGAGGAGCACUACCAUCUCAAUGUUGCUAUUAAGGCAAUGAAUAAAGUGGCCAGUCACAUCAAUGAGAUGCAGAAGAUCCAUGAGGAGUAUGGAGCUGUGUUUGACCAACUUAUCAGUGAGCAGAGUACAGACAAGAAAGAGGUGGCAGAUUUGUCUAUGGGUGACCUGUUACUGCAUGUUACUGUGGUUUGGAUCAAUCCUCCAUCAUCUCUGAUGAAGGGAAAGAAAGACCCAGAGCUUGCUGCCUUUGUUUUCAAGACAGCCAUAGUUUUUGUGUACAAAGAUUGCUCCAAGCAGAAGAAAAAAAUUGGAACGUCUCAUAGAGGCUUUAUUUCUGAUGAGCGAGACCCAUUUCGAUUCAGGCACAUGAUUGCUUCAGAUGCUCUCCAAGUCCGGAAUACUACCAAUUCUGAUGGAACGGCAGUAUGUGAGAUAGUUCACGUAAAAUCAGAGUCUGAAGGGAGGCCAGAGAGGACUUUUCAUCUAUGUUGUAGCUCCUCUGAGAGUAAGAGGGACUUCCUGAAAACAGUCCAUUCUGUCUUAAGGGAUAAACAGCGUAGGCAGCUGAUGAAGACAGAGAGUUUGCCUCUUAAUCAGCAGUACGUUCCAUUUGGAGGAAAGCGCUUCUUUGCACUGAAAGGAGCCAGGCCCAUGAACAGAGCAGUUUCAGCGCCACCUGGAAAGCUCGGCCGAAAAAGACUUGUGCGCAACCGCUUCACAAUCAACACCGACAUUGUUUUUGACAAUUACUCUAGCCAAGACUCCACAGAUCUUCCUCAGAGACAUUAUCCCUUGCCAUCCCAGAACAAUCAGCAAAAUGAUGGAGACACAAACCACUGGCUGGAGGAGCAAUUUGACCUGCAGCUGUAUGACAAACAGACUGAUGUAAAGGAGACAGACAUCCUCAGCGAUGAUGAUGAAUACUGUGAGUCUGUGAAGGGUUCCUCAGCUGAGCCCAGCUUGGAAGAAUCUUUCGAAGCUCUUAUUGCUGAAGUAGAGGAGGACCAGAAGGAGCAGGACAAAAAGGAGGAAGACAGUGUUCCCAACAGAAGUUCAGAGAACAAGCUCCCAGAAACAUCCCUUGGACAACUAAGGUUGGCCCCACUACGCAAGCAGUGUGCUGUAGAGGAUGAGGUGGCCCAGAGGGAGGUGGAGGUUAUCUGGGUUCGCAGAGAUGAUUUCAACAGUGGCUGUGGGACUGAUAUCUUCUGAAGUCAAUGGUGAAAGUCCAAGAGAGUGAAAAAUUAGAUGCAUACAAACAUUUAAGCCAGUUGUCUACCCAUAGAUUAAGCUCACUGGCAAACAAAAUGUCAAAGGAUGGUUUGUUACUGGUGUAAAUACAUUUGCCAAUAAGCUUAAAGAAGCAAUAUGGCUUACAAUCAAUGGAUCUUCAAGACCCUGCACACCUUGUUUGGAUGUAGUAACACUAUUUCCAAGCUCUUAAGUAGUGUAUCAUGACUGUGUGAACUAGCUUAAGGUUUAAAAAACAUCUGAAUGGAAUUGCACAGCAAUGUGGACUCCAUAUCAACUUUCACCUGGGACCUACUGCACAAUCACACGUCUAAGGAUCCUACACGUUCUGAUAUGCUGCAUGUUGUGCACUCCUAUCCUGUAGGCAGCUACACUUCCUUUCCAAAUCUAUUUGCCAAAAUAAUUAUUUUUGUAAAAAUGCUAGGAACGUGGGUCUUUUCUGUUUUUAUAGCUUUUGACCACUGUUCUAUACUCAAGGGCUGUGUGUGUUUGUGAUGUCCAGGGAGUCACGGCUAAACUCAAGCCUUAUUUUUCUCAACAGCACCACACAGAUCACUUUGUCCAGAGUACAAGAGUAUAGUGUUGCUAUUACGUUCCUCUGUACGUUCACUGUUUACUAUUAAGCAUUUGCAACAUCUUUUUGCAUUCCUUUCCUAUUGGUUUUACAGUAUACCCUCCAGUCCAGUAUUACCCAACCCUAUUAACUGAAGGGAUGAUUUAAAUUAUUGUUAUAGAUCCUGCUGUACUUGAAUUUUCUAUCAUAGUUGUUUUGGGAAGGUGUUAUGCCCUGACCUUUUAGCCCCGCACACUGCAAUAACGGGAGUACUUUUGGUUCAAGGUACCAAACUCAUCACAAUUUUGUCAAACACUGAAUUACAAACCCACUCAAGGUCAACAUUGACACACUGUACGAUGUAACAUCACCAAUCACACUUGUAAUGUAGUGAACAACACUUGAAUAACAGUUCAAAAGCAGUGAGUUUUAAUUGAAUCAUGUGAAAUAUAAGGCUUCGAUGAAUUUGGACCUUUUGUUGUAUUUUAUACAACUGUUGUUUAGAUGAUGGUGGAUAAAGCAUAUUAAUAAAAGUUAUAUUUUUAAAAUGAAAAUGGACGAUGUGAAAUGCAAUCACUUUUGGCUGAGAUGUGUUGUAAAAAAAACUUGUAAAUAUUGUUCAACUUUUACUUUGUGGAUUUUUGAAAAUGUAUACUCAUAGUUUUGUGACCUAUUAUUAUUGCGCUUCUUUAAAUAAAAAAAUCUUUAUUUA